Messenger RNA from Oryza brachyantha (malo sina), 2558 nucleotides. Its product is annotated as rust resistance kinase Lr10-like. Gene Ontology annotation, molecular function: ATP binding; protein kinase activity; polysaccharide binding. The record is from RefSeq and is a predicted model, not a curated record. The coding region runs from base 313 to 2394 and encodes 693 amino acids. The transcript has 3 exons. NCBI's taxonomy places the organism in Eukaryota, Viridiplantae, Streptophyta, Magnoliopsida, Poales, Poaceae. Gene Ontology annotation, biological process: protein phosphorylation.
UCAUCUUAAUUAUUAGUAUCAGUUUCUGUCUGAGUGGUAAUGCAAAUGGAUGGGGUGAUGGAUACGAAGGGAAGAGCAAGGCAAACAGAAGAUAUACUCCUGCCAAGCAUGUGCUCUGUAGGAAUGGCCAUCCAACUUUGACUGCAUCAAUCAUCAUCCUGCCAUGCAGACUGUUGGGAUUCCAACGCGAGACUGCAGUCCACUGACGUACUUGACUAGUUCAGUUGACCGCUUCAUCCCUCCAAUAAUACUGCAGGCUGGGCAUACCUGAUUAGUAGGAAUUCACCAGGGAAGAAGCUGCAGCCUGCAGCCAUGGCAAACUCCAUUGCAUCUCCUCGCUCUAGCUCUACUACUACACUCACUUUGCAGAAAGCUGUACUUAUCUGUUCUUUGCUUACAGUUGUUGGAGCAGAAGUUGAAGGGCAAAACCUGCAGUGUUCUCCCUCCUCCUGUGGUGAUCUCCACAACAUAUCCUACCCUUUCCGUCUUGAAGGCGACACCCGUGAGUGCGUCGGUGCUCCUCGUCCAUGGUACAACAUCUCCUGUAGCAAUGGCAAGGCCACCAUCCAGAUCAACACAAGAACUUACUACGUGACUAGCAUCAACUAUACGAGUAAAGACUUCAUGGUUGUGGAUGCCACCAUUAACGAUGUAAACAGCAGCUGCCCUCUUCCUCGCUCCGAUCACAUUCCUUACAAUGGUUAUAUCGAUUCUUAUGGCUAUAUCGAUUUGGCUACUUCUUCAUAUCAUUGGGCAUGCUUUGUGAAUUGUUCCCGAGCAAUAACAGAUAGUAGGGCGUGGUACAGCACCAGGUACAGGCCAAUUACUUGCAUGCCUGCGAAUUGUUCAUUUGUUUUUAUCCCUUCUUUGUUACCCUGUCCUGUUGGAGAGCUUCAACCUUCUUGUCGAUAUUUGGCCAUGAUUCCCUUUGAUACUAGGCCUGCAAUGAACGACUCACAAAUCUCGCAGCUACCGAAUGCAAGUUACAGAAACAUCAUAGGAUUCAUAAGGAAGGGAUUUCGUGUUCAAUUUCCAAUUGAUCUUAAUUACCGGAGGGUUCGUAUGAGCACAUGCCUGAAAGAUUCAACGACGUACUUCAAGCAGCACACAUCUCGUGCAAGCAUUCAGAAUUUAACCCGUGCUCUUUUCUGGAGCGAAACAUACUCUGAAGUAGACUGCAGCUAUGAAGGUGCCCCCACAAAAGACUUGAUUUUUUUGGGAAUCAUAGUAUCGGCUAUUGACAUCACCAAGUUACAUUUUGUUUUAUUCAGGUUCGUAUUGGCACCGCUCGUGGUAUUCAUCUUCCUUGCCCACAAGUACUGGAAAACAAGGAUCACGAUCGACGCAGUAGAGAAGUUCCUCCGGAUGCAGCAGAUGAUUGGUCCAAUGAGGUACGCCUACACAGACAUCAUUGCAAUUACAUCCCAUUUUCGAGACAAGCUGGGCCAAGGAGGAUAUGGCUCUGUAUAUAAAGGUGUGCUGCUCCCUGGCAAUGUCCAUAUCGCCGUCAAGAUGCUGACCAGUAGCUCCAGCUGCAACGGAGAAGAGUUCAUUAGUGAGGUCUCAACCAUUGGCAGAAUUCACCAUGUGAAUGUGGUGCGUUUGGUUGGGUUCUGCUCAGAAGAAAUGAGAAGAGCGCUCGUCUAUGAGUACAUGCCUCGAGGUUCGCUCGACAAGUACAUCUUCUCAUCAGAGAAGAGUUUCUCCUGGGAUAAGCUGAAUGAGAUCGCUUUGGGCAUUGCUAGAGGGAUCAACUACCUGCAUCAGGGCUGUGAGAUGCAGAUUUUGCACUUUGACAUCAAGCCACACAACAUCCUUCUUGAUGAUAACUUUGUCCCAAAAGUUGCAGAUUUCGGCCUUGCUAAGCUGUACCCAAGGGAUAAGAGCUUUGUCCCAGUUAGCGCUGCACGAGGAACUGUGGGCUACAUAGCUCCUGAGAUGAUCUCUAGAAGCUUCGGUGUCAUAUCAAGCAAAUCUGAUGUUUAUAGCUUUGGGAUGCUACUAUUGGAGAUGGCUGGAGGAAGAAGGAAUGCAGAUCCUAAUGUGGCAAACUCAAGUCAAGCGUAUUAUCCAUCACGGGUGUAUAGGAAGCUGACUCGGCGAGAAACAUGCGAAAUCUCUGCCAUUGUCGACAUGCAUGAGCUAGAGAGGAAGCUUUGCAUUGUUGGACUAUGGUGUAUUCAGAUGAGAUCGUGUGAUAGACCGACAAUGAGUGAAGUGAUAGAGAUGCUUGAAGGUGGUAGCGAUGAACUGCAAGUUCCUCCAAGACCAUUCUUCUGUGAUGAUGAGCAAUUCCCUGGAGUGGAUUCGUACCAUCGAUCGUCCGACCUGACGGCAAUCUCUGAGGAACAGGACGACGACGAAAGUAUAUGUCUGUUUCAGAGCUACAAGUAACUUAGUAGAUUUUCAAAUGAUGAAGCUUGUUUGAUGAUUGCAUUUACUAGGCACGUUCGUUUCUGUAAACGUCAUUAUGCUGAGACCAAUGUAGUCCGUCUUACUUAUCAUGUAAGAGUGAGCUUGUACUUCCUACAUCAAGUUACUUUUUCGGUCAGUCAAAA